GCCCGGAACGUCUUUGGUUUGGCCGAACGUUAAAACCAGAUAACCUCAAUUGUUGCCGUUUAAUGCCUGUUAUUAUUAUUAUUAUUUUUUUUUUUUUGGAACACCGACAUGUCCCGUCGUAUCUAAUAUCCGUCGUUUAUAUAUAAAUUAUAAUUUAUAAAAUUUAACAUUUUUAUUAUUUACACCGUGUCUAUCCAGCAGUAGUUUACCGUAAUCAUCGUAUUCCUACAUUACUAUUAUUAUUAUUAUUACCAAAACUUUAUCGUUAUUAUUGUUACACCUAGUACAGGUACCUAAUAAUAACCGUUGACGGAUAUUUUUGAUAAUAUAAUAUUAUAUUAUAUUAUACCAUCAUCAUUCAUUCCCGAUGUGAACACCACCACGGACAACCGUGUGCGAUGACGGAGGCUGCAGCUGCUGACGACGGGCUGAGUGUUGCCGUUUAAAGCCCGGAAAAGGCGGAAGAUCGUUGAAAAAAAAAUCAAAAUUUAAUUAAACACCUACUAUAUUAAUAAGUACACCAGAAGAGCCACACACGAGUACGCACACUGCAAUGGAUUUGUACACCGCAAAGGCGCUGAUCGUAUUCCUGUCGAUCGUGUCGAGGCUGUUCUUCGGUUUCACCCCGUUGGCCAUAUCCAGAAAACUAUUGACCAACAAAACCGCCGACUCGCUCAAUUCCAACACGCUAGAAUACUUGGUGUCGUUAUGUCUGAGCUUGGGCGGAGGUGUGUUGCUGGCGACCUGCUUUGCGCACCUAAUACCCGCCGUACGAGAGAGUCUACUGGGCAACCUGGACGAGAAAUAUCACCACUAUCCGUUCACCGAGAUCAUCGUGUGCAUGGGUUUUUUCCUCGUGUAUUUCGUCGAAGAGUCCGUCAAACACGUAGUGAAAAAACACAGGAAGCGUUGUAAAGCAAAAACCACCAAACACUGCGAUAGACUGUUGCAAUGGACCAACGGUCAGCUGACUGCCAUCAAGUCGACCGACGACAUCAGUUCUGUGAGCGUGGAUCAAGCGAACAGAACCAACGACUGCCAGGCAGAACAGAACAACAACAACGAGAUGUCGCACGUGCACAAUUUGAGAAGUCUUUUCGUCGUGUUGGCGUUGUCCUUUCAUUCCGUAAUGGAAGGCUUGGCCAUCGGCUUGGAAGAAAACAUGGACGACAUGAGUUUCCUGUUUUUGGCCGUUUCCAUACACGAGUGCACCAUUUUGUUUUGUAUUGGCAUGAAAUUGGCCACUUCGUGUUCGUCGUUAACAAACAUCACGCUAAACAUCAUUGUUCUCGCUUUAGUAUCGCCUUUCGGUAUAUUUUUGGGUUCUAUAUUGACACUCAACUUGACCGCCGUGGACGGAGUAUACCAUACGAUCGGAAACGCCACGUUGCAAGGGUUUGCCGCCGGCACCAUAUUGUAUGUGACGUUCUUCGAAGUACUCGAUCGAGAACGCAAAAAGGACAACGCGCCUGGUUUGCUCAAGUUGUUGUUUACCAUGAUCGGUUUCUCCUUCAUGGUCACGUUAGAAUUUAUAGGUGGUCAUCAUCAUAAAGAAAACCAUCUGAUCAAUGAACUGAACAACUGUUCGGCAUCAAAGGCGGCUCAUGUUCCUGUUCCUUAACACUCACGCACACGAGCACUGAUUGUUUCAGAAGUAUGUUACCAUUAAAAAAAAAAAAACACUGAAUAAAAUUUAAUCUCGAUUAGCGUAAAACAAAAAAAACGUACUUUAUAAUUUUUUGUUGUGUGCUGUAUUGAAAAAAAAAAAGGGUUUUUUUUAUCGUUUAGCGCUCUUUGAUAUUCAAAAGAAAUACUUCUGAAAUGGUCGUUUGUUAUGUUGGCAUUAUGCAUCUUGUAUUAAGACUAUAUAUAUAUUUUUAAGUUAACGCGAAUCAUUUUUAACGAUCUUCCAUUACAAUAAUUUUUUUUUUUUAUUUUAUAAAUAUUAAUAAGUAAUAGACUAAUAUUUAAUAUCCCAUUCAGGGUUAUUUUUCUAAAGUAUUUAUUUUUAUUUUUUUUUGUUAUCUGCCAAAAUUAAAUUAAUAUUUUUUUUUUUGAUACGUUUUUAACUCGAUAACGGUGUUCCUUGUGUAAAAAAAAAAAAUUACUUUGAAAUCAACGAAUGACGAAUGACGAUGAUCAUUCGCCUUGGCUGUGCCCCAUUAAGUCGUUUUUAUGUAUUUCAAACAAAUUUUUCUAUGGUCAUGUGCUACACAUGUACAUUUAAGACUUAACAAAAUUUAUUAUGUUUAAAAUAAGGUAUUAUUAUUAUUAUUUUCUUUGUUUUUUUUUUUUUUUAAAGUAAAUCGUAUGUCAAUUGCAGGAUAUUAUGUAUUUUUAAUCAACUCUAAUGUAAUUAGAGAUUAUUUACAUUAUUUUUAAAACUAUCAUUAUAAUAAAUUGUUAUUGUAAAAAAAAAAUUGUUUGAUGAUUGUCUUGUAAACAGUUUUU
Molecule: messenger RNA, 2451 nt
Organism: Adelges cooleyi (spruce gall adelgid)
Lineage: Eukaryota; Metazoa; Arthropoda; Insecta; Hemiptera; Adelgidae
Product: zinc transporter ZIP3-like
Exons: 5
Coding region: 554-1621 (355 amino acids)
Biological process (GO): zinc ion transmembrane transport
Cellular component (GO): plasma membrane
Molecular function (GO): zinc ion transmembrane transporter activity
Source: RefSeq, a predicted model, not a curated record